AUGUCGCUAAGCGAAGCUCGGCCCUUGCCAUUCAACCAGCCCAGCGCUCGCCGCAACGCCCACUUGGGUUACGAGGCGACGUCAACAAAGUACGGUACAGAGAGGCUGAGACUGGAGUCUACCGCUGCUGGAGAUCGGCCUACCAGUUCCGCCGGAGUACCUACCUCAGCCUUCGAAGAUUGUAGGUGCCGACCUUACCGACCACCAAUCUCUCCAUUCAUCUCACCUCCCCAUCUGCUUCUCCUUCCCAAUAUCAACAUCUCCACAAUGCACGACCCAUUUCCGCUGCCGCCACCAAAGGCGCUUGUACCCUAUGUCCAGCCAGUGGCCGACUACCUCAACAUGAAGACGCUGCCCCUGCAUUUCCACGAGGUCAUGAUAGCCUUCGCCCUCUACGAGGCCAUCAAUCGAUACCUUGCCCCCGCCUUCUCGCGCUUCCUUUUUCCGCGAAUCUAUCCCUCGUUCAAUGCGCGAACAAAGCUCAACUGGGACGUGCACAUUGUGUCAUUUGUACAGAGCACGCUCAUCUGUGGACUGGCGCUAUGGGUGCUUCGGGCCGACGACGAGCUACGUCAGAUGGACACCAUCGAACGCGUAUACGGCUACACGGGAGCUUCUGGCCUGAUUCAGGCUUUCGCCGGAGGCUACUUUUUGUGGGAUCUGGUCAUCACGGUGCAAAAUGUGCGCAUCUUUGGCAUCGGCAUGUUGUUCCAUGCCAUUUGCGCGCUGUGCGUCUUCUCAUUAGGCUUCGUGAGUACCCCCAUCUCACCCUCUCAAGACCAGAAUAUUGACCGCCUACAGCGACCUUUCGUAAAUCACUAUGCCUGUACCUUUAUUCUCUACGAACUAUCCUCGCCCUUCCUCAACAUCCACUGGUUCUGCGACAAGCUCAACAUGACCGGUACAACUCUCCAGCUCGUCAAUGGCAUCAUCCUCCUCUUCACCUUCUUCUCCUGCCGCAUCAUUUGGGGCUCAUACCAAUCCGUCCGCGUCUUCGGUGACGUUUACCGCGCCUACAGCGCCGGUGCAGUCUCGCUCGCAGAUCUGCAACUUGCCAAGCUGAACGACAGCACCUUUGUCGGGAACUCGGGUUUCAACAACGACGUCCUUCAAUUUGCCGACGGCCAGACAGUCCCCCUGUGGCUUGCCGGUGCAUACUUGGCCUCCAACCUCAUUCUGAACAGCCUCAAUUGGUUCUGGUUCGGUAAAAUGAUCCAGACGUUGCGCAGCCGCUUCGACCCCCCAUUCGGCACGAAGAAGCAGACGCUUGUGGAUAAAAAGGUCAAACAGACACCAGAGGAUGAGAAAGUUCUGAUUGAGGGUAUAAACGUCUCUACUCCGGCGGCGCUGGAGAAAGAUGCUAAAGAUUAUAUCGAUGUAGCCGCGAACGGUGUGGUAACAGAGACGAGUAAGACUGGAACGCAUCUCGAGGUCAGGCAGAGUGAAAUUCGGAGUCGGACGAGUACAAGGAGGAGAGGGUAG
Plenodomus lingam JN3 is the source of this 1482-nucleotide messenger RNA. The record is from RefSeq and is a predicted model, not a curated record. Lineage: Eukaryota; Fungi; Ascomycota; Dothideomycetes; Pleosporales; Leptosphaeriaceae.